Linderina pennispora is the source of this 1391-nucleotide messenger RNA. RefSeq lists its product as uncharacterized. Lineage: Eukaryota; Fungi; Kickxellomycota; Kickxellomycetes; Kickxellales; Kickxellaceae. Bases 117 to 1373 code for a protein of 418 amino acids. The record is from RefSeq and is a predicted model, not a curated record. The transcript has a single exon.
CACUAAUGGCAACGUCCCCUUUAUUUUUAUAUUAUAGCACACCAGCGAGUGUAAUCCCACCUGUAUAAUACCGCAUAUCCUGAAUCAUGUUCUCUUCAUUUUCCUCGUCAAGCGACAUGCAAAGCAUCGGCGAUAGCUUUGCCAGCAUGAUGGGCCAGCUUGCCCAGCAGGACCACACUUUCGAAGACAAGUGGGGAUUCGUCGUUUCAGAGAGCUGGGUUGUACUCUUGCAAUCGCUUGCCAUCGUAUCCUUGCUUUCAUCUAUAGUCGUGUUGAUAUUCAUGGGCUACUUUAUCGUUUCCUACCGCAAGUACCUGAAGCGGUUCUCGUUGCAGGUAUCUGGAUAUGUGGCGCUAGCAGAUAUGAUAAACUCGAUUCUGCAAAUAGUUAUGCUGCAGAACAGCAUAAUGACGAAGCUAUCCGCACACGGACUACGGUUCAUCCUCUGGCUGACCAUGUUCAGCACUCUGCUGUUUGUGUUCCUCACAUUUGCUAUUUCCUUGCAGCUGCAUCUGAGUACACUGACCCAGGUGCGUGUUCGUGUGUACAUGCGCCUCGAGAAAUUCUAUGUUCCGAUAUGCGUGGCUUUAGCAACCGUGCUACCGGCUAUUGUCGUGGGCCAGACCAAGGGGAUGUAUUGGGAGUCCAGCAUGCACUCGUUUGCGUGGCCGGCGCCGACAUGGAAGCGGAGGCUACUCCUGUGGGCGUGCAACUACGCAUGGCUUGUCGUUACCAUUGUGUACUGCACAGGCAUUACGCUGUGUCUUGGUCUGCGUGUCCUGUCCAUGUGGCGCAACUCUGUCGAAGUGACACUGGCUCCGCGCCCGCCCGAAAAGUGGGACUGGGGCACGAUAACCCAAGCCGGACGGGAAGACAUGGAAACCAUCGCUGAGACUAGCACCCUGCGUACCACCCGGUCAAUGGGCACGCUAAACAUCGGCGAAAGCACCUCUGACCUGGCCUCACUCAAUUUGCCUGCUGAGCCGCCCCACUCCGCAGCCAGUAACAUGACGUUCAUUGAGACCAAGGGCCGCAGGGUGCAGCGGUCGGAAAACGUCGGCUACCUUUUGCCUGUAUGCAGCAGCCCGCAGGCCGGCAAGCAGCGUGUGCAGGCCGUGCGCUCGUUUGUUGACAAGAAGCGGUUCCUGAAAUCUAUCCAGCGCCUGGCAUGCUAUCCAUUGGUGCCGAUUAUCACGCAACUGGGCGUCGUGGCCAUGAACAUCGCGCCCGAGCCGUCGAAAGGGCUGUACAUUUACGGUACGCUGAUGGCGACGACCAGCGGGUUCCUGAACUUUUUGGUGUUCACGCUCAAUCCCGCGCUGUCUGACAUUUGGAAAGAAUCGGCAGCCAAGGAUAAGGCAGCACAGACGUAGUGUAUUGCGAAUAUAUUG